Messenger RNA from Mytilus trossulus (common blue mussel), 3547 nucleotides. Its product is annotated as homeobox protein Hox-A7-like. The coding region runs from base 129 to 947 and encodes 272 amino acids. Gene Ontology annotation, biological process: negative regulation of transcription by RNA polymerase II; anterior/posterior pattern specification. Gene Ontology annotation, molecular function: DNA-binding transcription factor activity, RNA polymerase II-specific; RNA polymerase II cis-regulatory region sequence-specific DNA binding. Gene Ontology annotation, cellular component: nucleus. The transcript has 2 exons. NCBI's taxonomy places the organism in Eukaryota, Metazoa, Mollusca, Bivalvia, Mytilida, Mytilidae. The record is from RefSeq and is a predicted model, not a curated record.
CUCUGAUUUCUAUGCAAAUGAUUUAUUUUGGCCGACAUUGAGUAUGGACGAACACAAAUCAUAGGUUAUUUUAUUGUAUAAGGUCAUGAAGUGAGUAAAAUAAGAAAAAUAAGCUGAAAUAGUGGAAAAUGAACUCGUAUUAUCCAGCGUCGUUUUUCGCACAAUAUUCAUCAGAAAAUCCACACAUGUCUCAUAAUGUCGGUUAUAAUUCGAACAAUUUUGGAUUUUUAGCAUCAAGAUUUGCAGAUCAGUUAUCGGCGUAUCAUAAUAAUAAUUUUAAUUCUGAACAUCAUCGUCUGCCAUCGAACGGAUACUCAUCUUAUAACCAUCAGAACCAUGACGCUCAUUCAAGGCAGAAUUCAUCAGGAAAUAGUGGCGAACACGGAGGGAGACAGAAUUUUCAACCUCCCCCUGCACAUCAAUCCGAGGACAAUUUAGUGCCGCGAUCAUUCAGUAAUUGCAGUACAGAAAAUUGGAGCCCUCCACCUCAUGGAGUACAGUCAAGUUCACCAGAUUCGGUUCAUAACAGCACAAGUCCCUAUUCAACAAAUGCAGAUCCUUGUCCGUUGAUGUUACAGAAAAACUUAAAAACAGACCAGAGUCAGAAUUCAGGGAAUGAACCGCCAACGCCCUUUUAUCCAUGGAUGGGAAUAGUUGGUCCAAACUCAGCACACAGACGACGAGGGCGACAAACAUAUAGUAGAUACCAAACGUUAGAAUUAGAAAAAGAAUUUCAAUUCAACCAUUACCUCACAAGAAAACGUCGAAUAGAAGUUGCACAUCAUCUAUGUUUAACUGAAAGACAAAUAAAAAUUUGGUUCCAAAACCGUAGAAUGAAAUUAAAGAAAGAGAGACAGGUUAUAAAAGAUCUGAAUGACACAUCUGCAGUUAAAAUGGAUGAUAAAGACGAUGAAAAAAGUGAGGCCGGAAGUGACGAUUCACCAUGAUGGAGUUCCGUAGUUUUAUAGAAGUACUUUCGGAAGUGAUUUGAACGAGAAGCAUGACACGUGAUGCAGUUUGUAAGCGUUUCUAAAAAAACGGGUUGAUUUUUAUCUUGCCUAUCUUCAGCUCUUCUGUACACGAAAAAAGUUUCUAUUUAUGUUGUAGCAAAGCUGCAUUGUGUUAAAGACUUAAAACUUGUUUUAUCUUAAUAUCUACAAGUCGACGAGAGGGGGCGUUUAAUGAAAAAAAGAUGGAUCCCAACAAAUGCUUGCUUUGUGCGAGAUCUGCUUGACUGACUCUUGAAGUCGGACGAAAGGUCGUUAAAGUGUCACUGCAGAAAAAAUUGAGUAUAUCCUGCUUUUUAUGCGUAAUAUUUGAUCUUGAAAUUUAGGUUCAGUGUAUGGAACGCCUCUUCGUAUCAAUUAACAGCAGAAGAUGAUAGGUACCACCUGUCCGAUCAAUGUAUACCCACAAUGAGGUAUAGAAAUCAUAUUUACCUUACAAUUAACUGCUAUCAUUCCAGCGGUGUGCAGCUAACGAUUUUACUUAUGAAGUGCAAUCAUAUAGAUUUACAAAUAGAUGGAUAAGACGGUGCAAUGUUUCGCGACCAUAAUCUACCUGUGCCAUUUUUAAUGCCAAAUAAAGUCAAACAACUAGUGCUUCUUAUUUCAAAGACAUUUUGUACAGGAAGGUGCAAUUUUUCCUACUGCAAUAUCAGUGAAACAUUUGUGUGAACAAACAUUUGAUCACGUGCUUUUCAUCAGAUAAUUAUACACAAUUUUCAAUGAAGACAUACAUUUGUUUUCAAGAUUUAUUUGCGAAAGGUCACAGAAUCUCAAAUAAUCAAUAGCACUAAAGGCACGUGUACUUAAAACAAUUCUAUUGACAUUAAAACCUUUUGCAACAUUAAUUAUUUACAAAAUAUACGAUAUAAAUAUUUCUUUAUUAUCUCAACGUUAUUGUUCGUGUUUGUCCUAUGCUGUCUUUUGUAUGUUUGUGUUUAUGUUCGAAGGCGGGAUCGCCUCCUUAGUUCUCCAAAAGGGUAAAAAUACCAUGUACGUUUGUUAUGUUGUUAAAUUUUAUUGAAUAUGAAGGGUAAAUAUUAGUAUAGAAAUACAGAGAAAAUACUGUCAACUAGUAAAUGAAUUAUAGAAUGGCAUUAGGUUUAGUCUACAUAAGAAAAUAAUUGGAAUGUUAAAAUAACGACAAUGUAUGUGCAUAUGUACUUAAUUAGCUGUUCAAGUCUUUUGCUUGAAUAUUGGUAGUAACAUUUAAAUUAGGAAUUUUGGUAAGCGUUUACUUAUUUAUACCAAUUUCCAAAUGUGUCAAAAGUACUUCCAACGUUCCAUUAUUAAAUAUUUUUUUAAAGUGUACAUUUGAAUAAAUAUGUUUUCAUAUGCAUGUCCGUUCUUUUUUCUCAGGGUUUUCACAAAUUAAGCUUUUUCUAUGAUACAAAAAUUGUAAUUAUUAGUACUUUAGGGCAGGCCGAUUAGAUUUUUUUACUACAACAAUUAUGCUUUUUACCAAAUUUAACGAUUUUGAAAGAACGGUUUCGUUACCUCAUAUUUCAGGCAAAAUUUUUAGUCUUAAUUAAAAAAAAAUAUGAGGAUGAAGCCAAAGCGAGGCCAUAUUCAUAUUUAGUGUUGUAUUUUCUCUGUCGUAAUCUUUUAGUCAAUUUGUUAUAUUUUGUGAAUUUACGAACUGAAAUAACGAGAUUGUUAUACAUAAUUGUAUCAUUAAAAAGUUUAUAUUAUAAUUUUACUUCGAUAUGUGAAAAAUAUGAACAGACUUAACAUAUUAAUCAUAUAAAAAGUAAAUUAGUUAUUAUCUUAUAAGGGGUAUUUUUUGGGGGGGGCAAAUGAUGUACAUAACAAGUUUUUGGUCUGAAAUGAAAAAAAAAUUAUUUCAAAAACAUAUAAUCUGGCUUUAUUUGAUAUCCCUGUUUCUUUUUAGAAAAUAAGAGAGAAUACUUAGGCUAGCUGAAGUCUAAUAAACUUAGAAGUAACAACAAUUCAAAACAAAUCAACUCAACAUAAUACCAAUAACAGAAUGAUAACUUUUAGUUUUAUACUUUCAAAUGGUAGCUGUUUACACCAAAGCUAUAGGAUGUCUUUCUACUGUUCAAGUGAUGAUUGUUAACAAUGAUUUUCACUUAUUUCAAGCUGUAGUUGAUAACACUAAAAGCUGCAUUAUAUUUUUACUGAUAUUUCAAACGAUAGUUAUUAGCACAUAAUUUGUCAAACGUUUUGCACCCAAUUCUAACUAGCUGUUAACACCAAAGCUGUGCAAUGUUUUUCAUUGUUAUUAUCAACGAUAACUGUAAACACUCAAGUUGUCGACCAUUUUGACUUAAAGAAUAAUAAUAUAAUAUGAAUAUAUAUGGCGUAACCAAGCAACUAAAAAUAAGUUCCUAGUGUUACCAAUUUCAAUGAAUUCAUAAUGUUUUGUCUGUUUGUAAGUUUCAUCAUAUCAUUUUGCAGAAAUAUCAGACGGUUAUGGCGAACUGUCAAAUUCAUUGUGCAUGGCUAUAUAAAAUUAUCAAGUGUAGUUGAAAUAUUUUUUCAUGUUAGUUGAAAAAACGAAAAUAAAAAAUGCCGAAGUUAUA